Messenger RNA from Oncorhynchus kisutch (coho salmon), 6000 nucleotides. RefSeq names its product 5-hydroxytryptamine receptor 2C. Gene Ontology annotation, biological process: release of sequestered calcium ion into cytosol; chemical synaptic transmission; phospholipase C-activating serotonin receptor signaling pathway. Bases 1195 to 2901 code for a protein of 568 amino acids. NCBI's taxonomy places the organism in Eukaryota, Metazoa, Chordata, Actinopteri, Salmoniformes, Salmonidae. Gene Ontology annotation, molecular function: G protein-coupled serotonin receptor activity; neurotransmitter receptor activity. The record is from RefSeq and is a predicted model, not a curated record. Gene Ontology annotation, cellular component: dendrite; plasma membrane. The transcript is spliced from 9 exons.
AGGCGAGAGAGAGCUCCAACGGACGGUCUCGCUCUAGCGCUGGUGCUGGAGUCAUGCCAACGCUGUAGCCCUAACCACAAACCCUAACCGGCUGUGCUUGCUUGUCGGACAGUGUGUGACUUGCAUACGGGUUGCUGCGACGGCGGAGGAGGAGAGUGCUUUUACCGGAUACCGUUUAAUUUCGGAGUCUUUUCAGUCUAGGUCCGAGACAGGGCAGAGGAAAACGCAUAUUGCGCUAUGAAAAGGACUUUGAGUUGAGUGGAAUUCCGAACGAACCGUCGACAAGCAAGGACACAACGACGGAGAAACAAAACAGCAGUUGGAUAAAGACAAGAGGGAAGAAAGAAAAGGACGUGAUUGAGAGAAAGGAUCAGUUUAUGGGGGGAAAGAAACGUCACCAGAUUCACAGGGAUUCACAGGGAUUCACAGGAGACAUGACAUAGUAUGGAGAAGAAAUACGCCAAUCUACAGCUUCAUACUACUUGUCAAACAUAGACAACAGAUACUGGCAGAUGGAAGCUGAUCCCACUCUCCGUAGCGGCGGUGAAUAAACGAGGGACACUGAAGAGGAAAGAGAGGAGGAAGCUGCAGCAGGUCAAGAGAGCAUCAUCGAUCCGGGUGUGGUGGAAAUAGCUUUCUGGACAUGGAGAAGAAGAACCGAUGCUUCUUAUCUGAAAGAGGAAAGUAACCAACAACACAAAGGUCUUCGAAAGAAGACCUUCCUGGAAAACCACAGUGGACUCUUCCUACAAGACUGUGCUGGCCUGCUGAGCUAAAGCUAGAGCUAAAGCCUACACUCAGCUUAGGGUCAGGGGCGUUGUCCCCAGAACUAGUUGGUGCUCUACUUCAAAAGAACACUACAUCAACAUGAACAUCAGAGGACUUCCAAGUGGACCUUAACUGGAGUCUGGACUGGUUCCUUUUGUGAACAUAAUGAGACAGCACCAAAAUACUAUUUUACCCUAGAACCCAGACCAAGUCGACUCCCAACUCUCUGAAUGUCCCGAUAGGACUUUCUAAGUGGAUGAACUUGGACUAUCCACAACUAGAAAACACCUUUUAACCCCCAACCAAGCCAAUCCCAAGUAUCCUGAUGACCUGUGGUCCUCUGGGUGGGUCCACUGCCCCCCUCUGGUGGUGACUGGGGUGUAGUCCAGGUCCAGCCACCUCCAGACCCCAGGGGACCAUCCCAGGAUGGGAACCCCAGGAGGAGUAGCCUUACUGGGGGGCUUUGGUUCUUCCACCACGCCCUCUCUGGAGAUGGGGGGCUGGAUGGUCUGGCCAGGGGGGAAUAACUCCACCUACCGUGGACUAAACCAGAGUCUACCCUGGGUGGCCGGGGACGGGGGAGCGGACAGCAACCUGUCAUUGGGAUCCCAGGCGGAGGUGGUGUUGAGAGCAUCGCCCAUGAAGGAGAAGAACUGGCCGGCGCUUCUCAUCCUAGUCAUCAUCGCGCUGACGGUGGGCGGAAACAUCCUGGUGAUUCUGGCCGUCUCACUAGAGAAGAAGCUUCAGAAUGCUACAAACUUCUUCCUGAGGUCGUUGGCCGUGGCCGACAUGCUGGUGGGGAUACUGGUGAUGCCUAUAUCACUGAUCAACAUACUCUAUGACUAUGCGUGGCCCCUGCCCAGUGCUCUGUGUCCUAUCUGGAUCUACCUGGACGUCCUCUUCUCCACAUCGUCUAUUAUGCAUCUGUGUGCCAUAUCUCUGGAUCGAUAUGUGGCUAUAAGGAAUCCCAUUGAACACAGCCGCUUCAACUCUAGAACCAAGGCCAUGAUGAAGAUAGCAGCUGUAUGGACCAUAUCAAUAGGUGUGUCCAUGCCUAUCCCGGUGAUCGGCCUUCACAACAAAGACAAGGUGUUUGUCAACGGCAGCUGUGUUCUGAACGAGGAGCGCUUCAUGCUGGUUGGCUCCUUCGUGGCUUUCUUCAUCCCAUUGGUCAUCAUGGUUGUGUCCUACUGCCUCACCAUACAGGUCCUCCAACGCCAGGAGACCGUCUUCCUCUACGAGAGGAAAACUUCCUCCCAGCAGCCACUGCAGCCUCAGACCACUCCCUCAAACCACCAGUCCCCGCCUCCAAAUUUCCUAGGCCUGCCCAUAAACAUUGAGGCUCCUCCUCCUAGCAGACAAGGAAGUCUGAGCUGCCUGAAAGGGGCGGAGCCUGACCGGCAGACCGGCCUCUUAAGCAGUUCCCCCUCGGAGAGCAUCAGUAUGAUUCCGAGUUCGGGGGUGGCGUCCCAGCUGAGCUCUCCGGCAGGGCGUGAUGCACGGGACAGUCACGGGAGGCGGGGGAUGAUGCAGGCCAUCAAGAAUGAGAGGCGGGCCUCCAAGGUGCUGGGGAUCGUGUUCUUCCUGUUUCUGAUCAUGUGGUGCCCCUUCUUCAUCACCAAUGUCACUUACGUCCUCUGUCAGGGUUCCUGCAACGAGCCUUUAUUGGCUGAGCUCCUCAACGUUUUUGUGUGGGUGGGAUACAUCUCCUCUGGAGUCAACCCAUUGGUCUAUACGUUGUUUAACAAGACAUACAGAAGGGCCUUUUCCAGCUAUAUACGUUGUCAGUAUAACACAGGGCCGAUGGCAGGGGUUAGUAGUAAAUCGCUAGCUGUUCCCACCAUCCAGUGUCCAUCUCAUGCGGUCACGCCCAUAUUUGGACAUCAUGGAGGGAAUGGGAAGAAGGGAAGUGUGGACCGGAAUAGCAACUGUCGGAAUGGUGGUGGAGGGGGCGGGGCCGACGGUAACGGGAUGAUCAAAGGGGUGGAGCCUGACGAUCCUACAGAUGACGGGAUGAGGAUGGAUAUGGAAUGCCCCGGGAUGAUGUCGGAAUUGGAACCCAGAAUGUCGGAGCUGAAGCUAUCUGUCGACAGCUUCUGCCAUGCUCACUUGGAGCGCACCAGCAGCGUCUGAUUGGUUGAUUGGAUAAUUGGAUUACGCCAGCUCUGCGGCUCAUUGGCUGAUGAUGAACGGGCGGACUUGAAGUAAUGUGAGGGAGGGAAGGACUGUAGUGGGCAUGUGUCAAAUAACACCCUAUUCACUGUGUAGGGCACUACCCUGAACAAAACUCCCUAUUCAGGCAGCUCUCUGUAGGGCUAUGGUCAACACUAGUGCAUUACAUGGGGAAUAGGGUCACAUUUGAGACACAGUCACAGUGGGUGGUGUGGACACUUCUGGAAGAAUGUAUCAUGGAAGGACUUACCUUGAUUCUUAACCCUUGACCUGGGUGUCAUGGACUUGUACAAUUUAGAACCCCACAGAAGGAGAAGGAGAAGAAGGAGGAGACGAAGGAGGAGGAAGAGAAGAAGGAGGAGGAGAAGGAGGAGAAGAAGGAGAUGGAGAAGAAGAAGGAGGAGGAGAAGGAGAAAGAGGAGGAGAAGGAGAAAGGAGGAGAAGGAGAUGAAUGAGGAGGAGGAGAAGGAGAUGAAUGAUGAGAAGGAGGAGGAAGAGAAGGAGAUGAAGGAGGAAGAGAAGGAGAUGAAGGAGGAAGAGAAGGAGAUGAAGGAGGAGGAGAAGGAGAUGAAGGAGGAGAAGGAGAUGGAGAUGAUGGAGGAGGAGGAGGAGGAGGAGAUAAAGACAUGAUUCAAGGCUGAACAGAGAGAAACUCGAGACUUCAUAGUGUAUGUCCCGAAUGGCACCCUAAUCCCUACACAGUGCACUACGUUUGAUCCACUACAUAGGGAAUAGGGUUCCAUGUCAGACGCUGCCAUAGUCAAAUGCAGUCUAACUUAUUGUGUAAUGGAUCUUAGUAACAAUUCAGCACCAUGGACACGACAUAACAAUACAACAGGUCUGAAUGGAGCUUUUUCCAGUGUGUAUAAAACAAGUCUAUAAUGGUUACUAGGGAGACUGGUAAUGAUGACUGGAGAAAGGAAACUAUAGCCCCAAUGACCGUCACAGUGCCACCUUGUGGUGAGACAGGGGGUAGCACCAAGAACCCACCUCAUUAAAAUGAGUAGACUGUGUAGGUAGAAGUCAAUGGCCCUGACCACUGAUACAGGGUCAAAUUAUUGGGAGUUGGGUAACCUGAUCCCAGAUCUGAGGUUAGGAUUGACUUAUUUGAAUGCUUACAUGAGGGUGGAUGAAGGGGUUGGAAACACUGGUCUCAGUACAAUGGAUCUCUCUCACACAUCAUAAUGUAUUACCUCAUACUGAUGGCCACGGCAGGCAGUCCUUGAGAAGACGGAUCAAACCCAGUCCAGUUAAGGAUGAUCAGCACUCAUACUCUGAGAGGCUUUCUGAAUACAGGUCUCAGAGGGAUUGUUUUGGUCCCUCACCGCCAGCCUAACUCCAGGCCUUGACCAGAACAUAACCCCAACACUGCCAUUUGCACAACCAUACAGAUGCAGGAUCUUAAUUUGAGCACUCUUUUGUUGCCGAUCAUUUUCCUGCUCAAGGUUUAAAAAAUGCUUCUAAAGUUUGUAAUGUCCACUUUAAAAUAUCCAGAUUUGAUUUGCCCUAACAAAAAAAUGAUUGACUCUUACAAAAAAAAAUCCAUUAAUUAUAAUCCAUAUAAUAAUUCACAUUUGCUAUUGCUGCAGUAUUAUUUUCCUACUCUGUCAAACUGGCUCAAAUUAAGAUCCUACAUGUGUAGCUGUGAUCACAACUCAACUAUAAGCAUAGGCUAUAACCCUAUCAUAGAGCAAACCUCACCAUAACCCAAUCUACAUUAUAUGAGUAACCCUAUGGGCCUAUAUAACCCACAUAGACCCUGAAAGUUAUCCCUACAACUCAUACUCAACGCUGCCACAACCACAACCAAAACACCAGAGCACCUGACUGAAUGUACUACCUAUGACAACCUCUGACCCCUCUACACAGGUCAAUUUUUUUUAUUUUAACACACUUUGGUUACGUCUCAGAUGGCACCCUAUUCCCUAUAUAGUGCACUACUUUUCACCAGGGACCAUAGGGCUCUGAUAAAAGUAGUGCCCCAUGUAGGGAAUAGGGUGCCAUUUAAGAUGCACACUGUCUAGCUCCUAAGUAAGGAAGAUGGAACAGUAGGCCUGACCGAUCACUAGGAACGUUGGAGCUUUUUCCAGACAAAAGACAGAGGUCAAUAGGACUACAGGCCCUUUGCCACAUUUGACAAGAAGUUGAACAAAAAAAACGAAACUAAAACUAAUGAAGAGGAGUGCCGAGAGAAAACCCCCCCUGAAAGAAUCGGGUUUUGGUUUGAUCCGAAAUCAGUUUGCGAAACCAGUUUGCUUAAACAAUGUAUUUUAAGCUGUGUAUGUGAUCCGUAACCGUGUGUGUAGGAUAGAGCUCUGGUCCAGGGCAUUAGAGCUUCCUCUUCUCAGCGUUGCCAAACUAACGCUGCGCUCAUGAAAUCUCUCAAAUUCGUAACUAAGGGCAUACGACUGGGAAAAAUCCAGUUUGAACGGCCCUCUAACUGGUAAUUACUAGUGGGAAAUAUUUUUUUUAAUCCACUUGAACGGCCGUCCAACUGUUAUUACAAGUGGGAAACUCAUCCAUCAUCCCUGAGCUACGACUUCUCCCACAUGCUGACCUCUGACGUCACCUACUAAGGAAAUUACCUAAAUAACAGCAUUUUCAGCAGCUAAAUGCAAUAACAAAGCAUCAUUUAAUUUAACUAAUUAAAAAAAAUGUCUUGAUAUGUUUGUUGAACAUUGUAAUUUGUUGACGAGCAUGAUGGCUGUACUUUUAGUCUACGGUUGAUACAACUUGUUUGCCAUUAGCCGAUUGGCUAAUAACUAGCUCAAAGCAUGUGAACGCACACUACUGGUUGCUCCCAGUUUACAAGUUGUGUUUUCAGAGUUUACCCCUUGUUAUGAAACCAGCAUAAUGCCCCGGGCCAGAGUUAGAGAUCUUUUAUGUGUCAACCCCUUACGUUACAGUCAAAUCAAUCGCCAUUUUUUAUACCAUUUACUUGUGAAUAUCCGUCAAUGACACCUCUCAUGUUUUUACUACUUUAGUCAUCCACACGACAAUGUUUUUUAUUUCAUUUCUGUGUGAUGCUGCUAUUUAUUUAUUAUUAAAAUAUCAUUCUAA